Messenger RNA from Ceraceosorus bombacis, 627 nucleotides. The record is from the annotation of a GenBank genome assembly. Lineage: Eukaryota; Fungi; Basidiomycota; Exobasidiomycetes; Ceraceosorales; Ceraceosoraceae.
AUGUCUGACGGUAAGUCGAGCUCUGGACGCUGACCAAAUCAAGGCGGACAUGGUACUCCUUCCCAGCCGCUCACUCUUCCACUCUUCCCGCUGCCAUUGCGAACUCUCUCAAGAGUCCAAGACCAUCCCCGAAGCCAAGCAGGACCUCAAUACUCACGAACUCUCGUCUGGCGCCACUGAAAGCACGCACACCGACGAGUCUGGCGUAAGCGGACUGCUUCACAAGGUGACGGACAAGGUGCAGGAGGUCGGACACAAACUGGCCGCAAAGGAUGACGAGUGAGUGACUGGUUGUCGGAGGGGUGAUGCGAAGAGCGCGACUGGUUGUCGGAGGGGCCAUGCGAAGAGCGCAACUGUGUCUCUGAGUCAAAUCGAGACGAGACCGGCACGUUGCAGACUGCUUGGCUGCUUGGGCACGGCUGUCCGCGCAUUACGCACAGAGAUGGGUGUAGCCUAUCCGUGUUACAGACACCGCCGCUCCGGGAAGGGUCGGAGCAAGUCGCGGCGAGACGACACUGACCCAGUCUCUGACAUCUGACGUCUCCCACUAGAACGCACAUCGCUCAGCAAGAGCACUACGUCAACGAGAGACCAGGAGGUGGUCAGAUCUCGAUGGGCAUGCAAUGA